AUGAUGUUGAAUGGGAGAGGGCGGUUUGCUGGAGAGCUCUUGCGCUUCCCUUCGUUAACCUAUAAAUCUACAUCGAUGCACUGCCGUCGCAUCAUUCUCUACGCGCUCUCUUCUACUGCGAAGGUUAACGUACGCCUGGGAAAUAUUAUGACGACCUCGACGUAUCCAUCGCCUCAUGGCUUCCCAUCCACACUGUCGCUAUAUAUGCCCUACUGGGCGCAAACUCUGGACUCGCCCCUGCAUUUUUCCCAGCGCAUGGCCUCGUUUUAUUACGCUAGAGUAGAUCCUAUCUCCUAUUUCAUAUGUCAUGACCCUUCCUAG
This is a messenger RNA of Peniophora sp. CBMAI 1063, 321 nucleotides long. NCBI's taxonomy places the organism in Eukaryota, Fungi, Basidiomycota, Agaricomycetes, Russulales, Peniophoraceae. The record is from the annotation of a GenBank genome assembly.